UUUUUCUCCUUCCGCACCGUCUCGGUUUCCGCUUCCCUCCCAGGCGCGGGGUGCCAGGGAAGGAGGCCGCGCCUGGGCGCCUGCCGCCGCCAUGUGGCCCCCAGACCCCGACCCCAACUCUGACCCGGACCCCGAGCCCGAGGGCCGCUCCCAGCCGGGUCCGGCCGUCCCCGGGCUCCGCGCCCUCCUGCCGGCGCGCGCCUUCCUCUGCUCGCGCAAAGGCCGCCUCCUGCUGGCGGAGUCGGGUCUCUCUUUCAUCACCUUUGUCUGCUAUGUGGCAUCCUCAGCAUCAGCCUUCCUCACGGCUCCCCUGCUGGAGUUCCUGCUGGCCCUCUACUUCCUUUUUGCGGAUGCUAUGCAGCUGAGUGACAAAUGGCAGGGCUUGUGCUGGCCCAUGAUGGACUUCCUGCGCUGUGUCACGGCGGCCCUCAUCUACUUCGCCAUCUCCAUCACGGCUGUCGCAAAAUACUCUGACGGGGCCUCCAAAGCAGCUGGAGUGUUUGGCUUCUUUGCCACAAUCGUGUUCGCCAUUGACUUCUACCUGAUCUUUAAUGAUGUAGCCAAAUUCCUCAAACAAGGGGACUCGGCAGACGAGACCACAGCCGGCAAGGCAGAAGAAGAGAAUUCUGACUCGGACUCAGACUGAAGGUCUGCCUGUGCCCUGGCAACCCAAGCCCCAGGAGCCACUCCUGCCCCUUCCUGCCCAGGCUGGCCGGGAGUGCGGCCAGGGGACAUCGUGUGGAAGAGAGGCUGUGACUUCUCGUGCAGCAGUGGGAGUGCUGACCGGGUGACUCUCCUCACAGCCUCAUGUUCCUGAACCCAGUCACCAGACUGCACCCCUUGCUUAGCACCAUUUACCCACUGCAUGAGGGCAUCUUGAAUAUUCCACCCCAUCUCCCCACUUCUGACCUCAAGUCAUUUAACCUCUCUGCCAAAGACAAGCACAAGGACAGAAAGCCUUGAGUUGCAGCCAGUGCUCAGAUCCUGGGGUCAGACAGACACUGACUGCCUCCUGCCCCAGUAAGCAGUUGGUGCUGGAAGGUGUGGUGUGUUGGUGGGGGAGGGGGCCUGGUCUGUGUUUUCCAAAUGGGAACGCUUAGGCAGAAAGCACCGCAGGGCCUGACCCACCAGGCCCCAAUGGUGUCUGACGCUUGUCUGCACUUUGUGCACUGCUCGUGCCAGGCACUUUGUUGAGAAUGAGCCUUCCAACAGUCUUUUGUUCAAGGAGCAUCUCUUCCCUCUGAUCUUGAAAUGUGGAGAAAACUGGUCUUUGCCUUACCAUUUAGGAGAGAGUGGGUCUUGGUGCCCGUAACUGACUCCCCACACCCUGGGUAACCAUAAGCCUUCCUCGGGUAACAUGACUGUUCUGGGUCUAACACUGUGUCAAAGAGAAGCUCGUAGACUGGCUUGCCAGGUCCAAGAGACAGAGGGCGCGGAAGCAGGGAGCAGCAGUGCCAGCACUGUGGGUGGCCGGGCGGGCCCAGCCAGACCCUCUCUCCUGAGGCCGGCGAGCAGAUGGCUGUUCGCAGGACCGUGAGCUUCCAGACACCAGAGCAGGCUACUGACCAUCUCACGAGACGAGACGAGCCUUCUGGGUUCACCCAAGGACUUAUACUGUGUAUGUCUCCUCAGUGGAAUUUUGUAACUUUUAGAUAAUUUUUUUUUGUACAAAAUCAGCUUUUUAACAAAAAUUUAAUUUCCUGUGACCCAAGAGGCCUGGUCAAUGAGCCACAGUUCUGGGCCUGUGUUUUGGGUACUUAUAGCCUGUUCUCUUGCAUGUGAAUCUCCUACCCCAGAAAGGCCUCAUGGAUUAAACCAAACUGAUUGGUGCGUG
Molecule: messenger RNA, 1834 nt
Organism: Choloepus didactylus (southern two-toed sloth)
Lineage: Eukaryota; Metazoa; Chordata; Mammalia; Pilosa; Megalonychidae
Gene: CMTM3
Product: CKLF like MARVEL transmembrane domain containing 3
Exons: 5
Coding region: 92-646 (184 amino acids)
Cellular component (GO): membrane
Source: RefSeq, a predicted model, not a curated record